This is a messenger RNA of Ricinus communis (castor bean), 1493 nucleotides long. Its product is annotated as serine carboxypeptidase-like 45. Gene Ontology annotation, molecular function: serine-type carboxypeptidase activity. NCBI's taxonomy places the organism in Eukaryota, Viridiplantae, Streptophyta, Magnoliopsida, Malpighiales, Euphorbiaceae. Gene Ontology annotation, cellular component: vacuole. Gene Ontology annotation, biological process: proteolysis. The record is from RefSeq and is a predicted model, not a curated record. Bases 1 to 1449 code for a protein of 482 amino acids. The transcript is spliced from 10 exons.
AUGCAAACUCAGUCAUGGAUUGUAAUGGUUGUGAUUUGCAUAACUUUGAUAAUAAAAUGCAAUGCUGCAGUAGGAUCAUCUUCCAAAGAAGACGAUAAAAUAGUGAGUUUGCCAAGGCAACCACAAGUAAGUUUCCAGCAAUAUGCAGGAUACAUUACCAUUGAUGAAAAGCAACAGAGAGCACUAUUCUAUUACUUUGUUGAAGCAGAAACUGAUCCUGCGUCAAAGCCUUUAGUUCUCUGGUUAAAUGGAGGACCUGGUUGUUCCUCUCUUGGAGCAGGAGCUUUUUCUGAGCAUGGCCCCUUCAGGCCAAGUAGUGGAGAGAGUUUAGUCAUAAAUGAAUAUAGUUGGAACAAAGAAGCAAACAUGCUAUACUUGGAAACACCCGCAGGAGUUGGUUUCUCUUAUUCUGUCAAUACAUCUUUCUAUGAUAAUGUGAAUGACACUAUCACAGCACAAGACAAUCUUGUAUUUCUGCAGCAGUGGUUCCUCAAAUUCCCCGAGUACAUGAGCAGAGAUUUCUUCAUCACUGGUGAAAGCUACGCAGGUCACUAUGUCCCACAACUUGCAAACCUUAUACUUCAGUCAGGAUUAAAAUUUAAUUUGAAGGGCAUAGCUAUAGGAAAUCCGCUCUUGGAGUUCAACACAGACUUUAACUCAGAGGGUGACUUUUACUGGUCUCAUGGGUUGAUAUCAGAUUACACCUACGUACUUGUCAAUACGGCUUGUAACAUUUCACAGCUAAUGAGAGAGUACAUGAGUGGCUCUCUUUCGUCAGGUUGUGAACUUGUAGCUGAUCAAUUAUCAAUAGAAAUUCCUGACGCAAUUGAUGACUAUGAUGUCACUUCUGAUGUCUGCCCAUCAUAUUUGCAAGCUGUCACACUACUUAAAUCAUUUAAUCAUCCAUUGAUAUCAAAGUUUCAGCUUUCACCAUUAGGUGAAUCACUUCAAGCAACUUCUGAUCAAUCUGAGGAAGCAGCAGAGAAUAUAGAUCUUUGUGUACAAGAAAAGUCUUUUGAAUAUUUGAACAAUAAAGAUGUGCAAGAUGCUCUUCAUGCCAAGCUCGUAGGGAUCUCCAAUUGGACUUUCUGCAGCCGAGUAAUGUAUUAUGAUCGUCGAAACUUUGAGAUACCUACCAUAGAUGUAGUAGGCUCACUGGUUAGUUCUGGCAUCAGGGUUCUAGUAUACAGUGGAGAUCAAGAUUCAGUCAUUCCAUUUAUUGGGUCAAGAACUUUGGUAAAUGGUUUGGCAACGAAGCUGAAACUGAAUGCAACCACCACUUACAGUGGUUGGUUAGUAGAUAAACAGGUUGGUGGGUGGACACAAGUUUAUGGAGACAUCUUGACAUAUGCUACUAUUAGAGGAGGAUCUCACAUGGCACCUUGGUCAUCACCCAAGAGAUCACUAGCUUUAUUUAAAGCAUUUCUAUCUGGGAGCCCACUUAUCUGAUUAAGAACAUUGAUUUAGUUUCAAGAAAUGAAUUCCACCCUUCA